AUGUCCAUCCAAGGAUCAAGGCUACAAGGCAAGGUCGCUAUUGUCACCGGGGGUGGCUCCGGAUUUGGAGCUGCUAUUGCCCGUCGCUUUGGCGAAGAGGGAGCUAGAGUUAUUGUUGCCGAUAUCAACGCCGAAGGUGGUGAGAAGGUCGCCUCGCAGAACCCCGCGAACCUGAUCUUCCAGCGCAUGGAUGUUACACAAGAGGCCGAAUGGAAGACAAUCGUGGAGCUCGCGUUUUCCAAGUUUGGAAGGCUGGACAUCUUGGUUAACAAUGCGGGAACUACCUACCGCAACAAACCUACAGUUGAAGUCACCGAGGACGAGUGGGAGCGGGUAUUCAAAGUCAAUGUGAAAAGCAUAUACCUGGCCGGCAAAGUUGUCAUGCCUCGUUUCAUCGACCAGGGAACAGGCGGUUCGAUGAUCAACAUCUCCUCCACUGGCGCCUCUCGCCCUCGCCCUGGUCUGGUGUGGUACAAUGCCUCCAAAGGCGCAGUUACAAACGCUACCAAGGGUCUUGCGGCCGAGUAUGGUCCCCACAACAUCCGGGUAAAUAGCGUUGCACCUCUUCUUUCCGGAACGGGUCUAUUUUCCAUGUUCACGGGCAUGGAAGAUACCCCGGAGAACCGACAGAAAUUCAUCGGCAAUGUGCCGCUGGGUCGUCUCACUGAGGCGGAUGACAUUGCCAACAUGUGCCUUUACCUUGCCAGUGACGAAGGCAGCUUUAUUAAUGGAACCGAGAUGGUUGUAGAUGGUGGAAAAUUGCUGGCCAUAAUUAUGGCUUCCGAUUUCCGAUCCAUCCCAGUCAUCGACCUCUCUCUCGCCAAUUUCCCCACUGCGCGACUCGGUCUGCUAGAGCAGCUUCGCUAUGUCUUGACUCAUGUUGGCUUUCUCUAUAUAUCAAAUCAUGGGGUGCCACAGGAGGCGAUAGCCGACCUGAAGCAAAUACUGCCUCAUCUAUUUCAGCUAGACCAGGCAGCCAAAGAUGAAGUAGACUUGCAAAAUUCGCCUCAUUUUCUUGGUUUCAGUCAUGUGGGCUCGGAGACAACAGCAGGACUCGAAGACAGACGCGAGCAGUUUGAAUUUGCGACCGAGUUCACGGACGACUGGAAAGAAGGACAGCCUCUCUAUGAAAGACUGAAGGGGCCUAAUCAAUGGCCGACCGGCGAUUCGACUGAGCGUUCGGUUAUCGAGAGAUAUAUUCAUGAGAUGACGCAACUGGGAGAACGGUUCUUGGCUCUCGUUGCUGAAGCUCUCGACGUACCGACAGAGAGCUUGCUUUCAUUAAUCUCUGAUCAACAUCGGCUAAAAAUCGUUCACUAUCCCCCAUCAGAGUUUCCCUCCAAUUCCAUUGGACAGGGCGUAGGUCCCCACAAAGACUCAUCGGGAUGGUGGACCUUCCUCUUGCAAGCAUCUCCACCGCACGUGAAGGGGCUGCAAGUGCUGAACAAAAGUGGAGAAUGGAUCGAUGUCCCCAUUAUUGAAGACACCUUUGUUGUAAAUAUCGGGCAGGCAUUUGAAGUUGUGACCCAUGGCUUUUGCAAAGCGACGACGCACCGUGUCCUUUCCGGGCCAUUUGAGCGAUAUAGUGUUCCAUUCUUCCAGGGUGUUCGGCGGAAUCUUACGAAGGAUGAAGCACUAGAAACGCUGAAGAUCUACCUGAGCGACCAGGCAUUAUUAGUAGAGAGAGAUCCCAGCUCUCAUAUUGAUUCCGCAUUUCUGCGCGGGAAAUAUGAUACAUGGGGAGAGUGUCAGCUGCGAACGAAGAUUCGGAGCCAUAGGACCGUUGGACGAAAGUUCUAUGCGUCCGUCUUUGAAAAAUACGUGAAUGAUGAUAACCAAGAUUCAUAUUGA
This is a messenger RNA of Penicillium macrosclerotiorum, 1851 nucleotides long. Its product is annotated as Oxoglutarate/iron-dependent dioxygenase. The coding region runs from base 1 to 1851 and encodes 616 amino acids. The transcript is spliced from 6 exons. NCBI's taxonomy places the organism in Eukaryota, Fungi, Ascomycota, Eurotiomycetes, Eurotiales, Aspergillaceae. The record is from RefSeq and is a predicted model, not a curated record.